UAUUUAAGGACCCACCCCAUUUUAUUUACCCCGAUCUCACCCUCUGUCCCCCCGCCUACUGCUUCAUACUCCGUUUUUAACCCUAUGCGCUAUGUACAGCUAUGAUCACAGCCCAUUGUAAGGGAAGCAUACUGAAAUAUACCUCGAGUAAAGGAUCUUAAAAAAUGCAUCUGUUUUAUUUAUCAUUUUGAGUUGACGUUUAUACCGGAGAGAAUAGUGAAGAUGGGGUGCUGCUCGGGGAGGUGCAUGUUGAUGUUCUUCUGCGCUCUUCAACUGAUCACUGCUGUGGAGAGACAGGUGUUUGAUUUUCUAGGUUACCAGUGGGCGCCCAUCCUUGUCAACUUCCUGCACGUCAUUGUGGUGAUAUUGGGCUUGUUUGGGACAGUUCAGUAUAAGCCCCGUUAUGUAGUUUUGUAUAUAGUCUGGACUGUGUUUUGGGUGACUUGGAAUAUCUUUAUCUGUUGCCUUUAUCUAGACCUCGGAGGGCUUUCAAAGGACAGUGAUUAUCUGUCACUGGGACUUUCAUCUCACCGUUCAUGGUGGAAGAACAAUGGCCCGGGCUGUGAGAACAGAAACCUCCAGACCACUAGAUGGCAGCAUUUGGACAGUCCUGCUCUGGUCUCUGAACUGAGCUGCUUGUUAGAGUAUCAGUACAUCGAGGUUAUGCACAGCGCCCUGCAACUGUUCAUUUCUGCCCUGGGAUUUGUAUUUGCCUGCUACAUCGUCAGCAUCUUCAAUGAAGAGGAAGACACAUGUUUAUUUGUAUAAGUGACAGUGUCCAGAUGUCAACAUCCCGAGAGAGACGGAACAUUGUAAGGGGAAAGAGAUAGCAGAAAAGGACUUCAAGCAUUCUCGGAAUUAGUGAAAACAGAAACCAGAUCAGAUGGAUUUUAAAUUAUUUAUAUAUGUAUAAACAUAAUGUAACGAAGUUCGUCAAUACGGGAAGAAGGAGGCGGGAACCGGCGAACAUUCAACAAAACUUUAAUUAGAAAUAAACAAAGAACAAAACGAAAGUAAUGCCGGCAGACCCUCGCGGACGUCUGCCGGCCACACAAACAUAA
Messenger RNA from Megalobrama amblycephala (Wuchang bream), 1061 nucleotides. It is a transcript of the gene nkain5, whose product is annotated as sodium/potassium transporting ATPase interacting 5. NCBI's taxonomy places the organism in Eukaryota, Metazoa, Chordata, Actinopteri, Cypriniformes, Xenocyprididae. Gene Ontology annotation, biological process: regulation of sodium ion transport. The coding region runs from base 223 to 768 and encodes 181 amino acids. The record is from RefSeq and is a predicted model, not a curated record. The transcript has 6 exons.